This is a messenger RNA of Lepisosteus oculatus (spotted gar), 1441 nucleotides long. It is a transcript of the gene ube3d, whose product is annotated as ubiquitin protein ligase E3D. Lineage: Eukaryota; Metazoa; Chordata; Actinopteri; Semionotiformes; Lepisosteidae. Gene Ontology annotation, biological process: protein polyubiquitination; protein monoubiquitination; protein autoubiquitination. Gene Ontology annotation, molecular function: ubiquitin protein ligase activity; ubiquitin conjugating enzyme binding; cyclin binding. The record is from RefSeq and is a predicted model, not a curated record. Gene Ontology annotation, cellular component: ubiquitin ligase complex; cytosol; nucleus.
UGUUGAUGAUUCCAAACGUGUGGUGAAGUGAAGAUUGUGGUAGACUGUGAUUGUUUAAAAACCAUCAUAUUAAAACAAAAUAAAUAAUGGAUAAAACAGAAAAUCAGAGUGGAUUCUUUUUGGAGUUGAGAACACGACUGCAAAGCGGACUUUUGGUCUUAAGCAAAGACCUUGCCAAAGACCUGUCAGAGGUACAACUGUUGUGUGGGCCGUCGUCUCUAGAAAUAAAGACACCUGGAUGCUUGGUGGAUCUGCAGCUGCCAGCAGGGGUCACCAUCAUCCAGGAUUCCUGCAGGGAAGUGCCAAGUGCAGCAGGAGAUGGGCUUCACAUAAGGAUGCAGCUGCAUGCUGAUCAGGACACAGAAGCACCUCCAAGUUUGAUUGAAAGUUUGAAAGCUCAGAAGAGUUAUUGUCUUGUCUGCCAGUCCUGUGGGGAGCAGGUCCUAAUGGAGAGGGUGUUCAACAGAGUGCUUCCCCUGCCCAAUGGAAACUGGAAUGCACUGGUGGACGACUGGUGUUGCCACCCUGAUCCCUUCGCCAAGAAGAAGCUGCUGCCGAGGAAGGAGGACUGUUUGCUUGGUGACACCUUUAUUCUGCUGAGCUGGGAGAGGGAUAACAAUGGGACAUUAACUCAGGAGCCAGAAACACUGGAAAGUGACGUCAGCCAAAGCCAAAAACCCAAAGAAAAUGUCAAAGUGAUUUGUAAGAACUGUAGAGCCGUGCUUGGAGAGGAAAUAUCACCAGAUACUCUAAAGUUAUAUAUAACAGAGGUGACUGUGAGACAGCUCUCUAAGGAAACUGAAAAUGCCAACGUAAAAAACAGGUCCCUGUUUCUGGAACAUGUUAUAGCUGCCAGACUUGUGGAAUUGUCUGCCAGGCAAAGUACAUUUCGUUUCUCUCUCCAAGGACCCAGUGGAAAAUCAUAUGUUUUGCUCUGGCUUUUAAACACUGACACACUGCUCAUUUCUUCCGCAAAGACAUCUGUCAACGGCAGUGCCUUUAUUUCAUCUGAAGACAAUUCCUCAGCUCAACAUAAAUCACAGGCAGCCAGCGGUGCUGUUAAAGUUCUUUACCUUCCUUGCUCACAGGGCAAACACCAACAAGUUAUAGAUGCCUGGGAUAAAGAUAUUGGUGUACAUCCUUUAACCUUGCCUGUGAAGACCUGUCAUGAUGUGAUGCAACUACUAUCAGCCAGCAAUGAAACUCUCCCAUUUUCAAUGCGCACAAUGAAUACCUUCAAGGUGGCAUUUAUGAGAUUAUGAAGACCCUGGGUCAGAAGUGCAAAGUACAGACAGGUGACAGCUACAAUAUCAGUAUCUUUCCGCCACAAGCAUUUGUACGUUGUUAUGAGAUGAGCAUUAAACACAUCUAGACUGGAAAAAUCAUGCAACCAUUUGUAAAUCUGACAUUAACAAAUCCUAAUAAAUUGUUCUUAACCUUU